Molecule: messenger RNA, 902 nt
Organism: Episyrphus balteatus (marmalade hoverfly)
Lineage: Eukaryota; Metazoa; Arthropoda; Insecta; Diptera; Syrphidae
Exons: 1
Coding region: 1-885 (294 amino acids)
Source: RefSeq, a predicted model, not a curated record
AUGUCUUAUAAAAAGAUUUACGGUUUUCUGUGUAUUGUGGCGGUUGCAGCAGCCUUACCCGCUGAAGAAACACGCGGCGGCCAUGCUAGAAAUGCAAUUGGCGGUGAAAACGACAUCAUGGAUAGCAUCUAUAGUGAUUGCCUGCGCAAGGAUUCAGUGUCGUGUGUUAAAUACAAAUUAUUCAAUUUCGUCGACAAAGUCCUCGCUGCCCGUGAUCAAUUUGCUUUAACCGAAGGUGUAACAGUCGUUAAGACACCUGGAUCGGAAGCCAAUGGUGGUGGUGGUGGUGGUGCUCCACGUUCAAUUUCCGCUGAUGAAUCAUUUGAAUCGUUGGCUUUGAAUCGCAUCACCAGUUUCCUGCAAUCGCACACCAUCAAAGUUGAAUUAAAGGGUGCCGAUAUUGUUAGUGCUGUAUCAUCGACUGGACGUGCUUUGGAAGAUGUUUCCGAGACACUCUUUGGCAAUGAUGAUCCAAAUGCACCUGAAUCAGAGAGUCGUGGCAAGAAGAAGAAGGCUGCCAAGAUCUUGGGACCUAUUCUAGCUUUGGUUGCUAUUAAAGCUGCUGCCUUAUUGCCAUUGUUGUUGGGUGCAAUUGCCUUGAUUGCUGGUAAGGCUUUGUUGAUUGGUAAGAUUGCUUUGGUGCUGUCUGCUGUUAUUGGGCUGAAGAAAUUAUUGUCACAAGAGAAACAUGUUACUUAUGAGGUUGUUGCUCAUCCACAUCAUUCGGCUAGUCAUUCGGUGAGUCAUGAUGCAUAUGGCAGUGGUUAUAGUGCUGAUGCUGGCAGUUCCGGAAGUUAUGGUAGCUCUGGUCAUGGUGGUUGGGGACGAUCGCUAGAUGCUCAAGAUUUAGCAUAUAAAUCACAAAAGCCAGUUUCUGUUCAAUAAGACAUGAUUAAAAGAAA